AAACCCGUGUGACACUGUAGACGAAAGCUGCCCGCUGAGUUGUUUCAUCAUUUCAUAAUUGACUUCCUAAAUUUGGUCGCAUGUUUUCAUGUUUUUUUUUCUUUCUUUCCUUCAAGACUAUCGGAAGUGCUCACUCAUUGAAAGGGAAAAGUUUAAGAGACCUGCCGGCCGGCAGCUUAAAGCAUCUCCAGUACGACGGAGUUGGAAGAUGGCCUUGACUUGGAAGCAAACAGCAAUCAAGCAAUACCUAUGCAGAGGAUUUUGGCCUCUGUUGACAUUCAGCAUUUUUCUGCCUUGCAUUUCUUGUAUUCUUAAGAUGACAGCUGCUGAACAAGAAGAAGUUAAUUCAGGGGGAGACAUUUUGCUCCAGUGUCAUUUCCCCUGCUCCCAAAAUGUUCUUCUCAAAGAAAUGAUUAUUGAAUGGAUUUUUAGCAGCAAUACCACAUCACAUCUGGUUUAUUAUUAUAACCUGCGAACAAACAAUACUGAGAUAAACACCAUCUAUGAGGACCGACUGCAGGCAUUUCACAGAGACUCACCUUGUGGGAAUGCCUCGCUUCUGUUCCAUGAUGUCCAUCUUAAUGAUACCGGAACCUUCACCUGCCAUGUGUUCAUAAUGGAGAGGAAAAGUGCCUGCAAACUGCAUCUGACUGUGCUGGCAAGUGACCCUGGAAAGCCAGACACUGAAACUUCUACAACUGAGUCACUGGAGAAGCCAACUGAUCAACCCAGGAGGUACUGGUACUUCCUGGUAUUGGCAUUUGUCGUGAUGCUGAUUGCCAUUUGUAUGAUUUAUGUCACAGUUUACUACCUGAGGCGAAGACAUGCACACCAGUUACAAGUGAGGAAUGAAGAGGUGCUUCAGGAACUAGCGCUUUAGAGGGAGACAGGAUUCAAACUACCUGAAAAGGUGACAUAAAACUAUACACGGUACCUAUGAAACUAUAAAACUAUACAUGGCAACUACGAAAAUGCCCAGACUUGUCAUUUGACUGAUUUUUCAAGGAUUUACGAGAACUGCCAAAUGAAUUCCAGCUUUUCUGAAUGUGGACAUUGACAUUUAGAAAAUGUAUCAAUGGAGUGCUUCACUGGUCAUUUUCAAGUCUCUAAAUGGAAGUGAGCGAGAAGGGAGAAAGUGCUUCUGCACCAAAUUCAUAAACAGUUUGGUCAUGUGUUCUGAUUUCAUUAGAAUUAUGAACUCAUCUUCAACACAAUUCAUGUAAUAAGCCAUAACAUCUUUGUCGUCCCUUUGGUGCUCAAGCCCGGUGUUGCUUUUUCUUUUAGAUAUUUAUUUUGACAGCAUCCCAACUAACUAACUAAAAUAUUACAGUAAGUUAUAACUAAUUUAUAUCAUAAGCAGUUGUUCUUGGGUAGGAUGACAACAACAACAACAUUUAUUUAUAUACCACAUUUUCAUACAAAUAAUGUAGCUCAAAGUGCUUUACAUGAUGAAGAAAGAAUAAAGAAAAAUAAAUAAUAAUUAAAAUUAGGGAACACUAAUUAACAUAGAAUAAAAGUAAGGUCCGAUGGCCAGGGAGGACAAAAAAAAACAAAGAAACUCCAGACGCCUGGAGAAAAAAAAAACAAAAUCUGCAGAGGUUCCGAGGCCACGAGACCACCCAGCCCCCUCUAGGCAUUCUACCUAACAUUAAUGACCUCAAUCAGUCCUCAUUGUAUUCAGGGUUCUCAUGGAAGAACUUGAUGAUGACGGUCAUGUGGACUUCAUGUGGACUUCUGGUCUUUAAUCCAUCAGUGUAGGGAAAUCACGGUGCUUUGAUCAGUUGGUGGUGGUACAGGUCGCCACCACAGAAAACUGGAAAAAGAACAGAAGAGAAAGUAGGGAUUAGUACGGAUUACGGAGCCAUCAGGAAUAAUAAUAAUAAUUAAUUGAAUAUACAGAGCAUCAGGAUUAAACUAAGAUGAAGCUAUGAGAAGGCCAUGUUACAGUAAUGUGUUUUUAUCAGUUUUUUAAAGUGCUCCACUGUAUCAGCCUGGCAAAUUCCUAUUGGCAGGCUAUUCCAGAUUUUAGGUGCAUAACAGCAGAAGGCCGCCCGCCUCACCACUUCUUUUAAGUUUACCACCUGGGGUCCCCACACUUACCCAGCAGUACUCUGGUGUUAUGGCAGAUCCAUCCAUUUUCCAACCUGCUGAAUCCGAACACAGGGUCACGGGGGUCUGCUGGAGCCAAUACAGAGCACAAGAUCUAUUUUGUUUAAUUAUUUUAUGGACUUCAGAGUUUAAUUACAGUGUAUACACUAUUGGGCAAUGCAACACAUAGUACCACCGCUUAUGCAUGACAUAUCCCACCAUCCCAUCUAGAAAGAAGAACAAAAAAUGGAGUUAGUUGGAGACCCUGGAAUACGCAAAAUGUCAGCAGUGCAUCAGUAAGUUCAAUUCAAUUGCCAUCUGUGAUACGCACAACCUAUGCAAGUCAUAAUUUGAUAACAGCAGUGCUCCUUUCAGAUACAGUGGAACCUCGGUUCACGACCAUAAUCCGUUCCAAAACUCUGGUCGUAAACCGAUUUGGUUGUGAAACGAAGCAAUUUCUUCCAUAGGAUUGUAUGUAAAUACAAUUAAUCCGUUCCAGACCGUACGAACUGUAUGUAUAUGUAUGUGUGUAUAUAUAUAUAUUACUUUUUAAGCACAAAUAUAGUUAAUUAUACCAUAGAAUGCACAGCGUAAUGGUAAACUAAAUGUAAAAACAUUGAAUAACACUGAGAAAACCUUGAACAACAGAGAAAACUAACACUGCAAUAGUUCGCGCUAUAGUGCUAGGAACCGCUCGCUAAAAACACUUUUUUUAAUGAGUUUUAAGCACAGGGGAAAAAAUGAACAUUUGAAAAAUCCGUAAUUUAAUAAACCACCAAGAAAAGUAACAUUACAACAAUGCAGGCUACGAACCGAUCGCUGUAAAUGGAACUGAAAACAAAAACAAGCCUUCUCUACCUUAUGCGUCCCUCGCUCACUCGCUCGCUCUCUCUCGCUCCUGUGUGUGUGUGUGUGUGUGCGUCUCUCUUUUGCGAGCCUGGAGCGCCUGUGUGUGUGUCUCUCUAGCGCGCUCCUGUGUGUGUGUGUGCCUCUCUCUCCCGGGCCUGUGUGUGUGUGCGUGCGUCUCUCGUUUGCGAGCCUGGAGCGCCUGUGUGUGUGUCUCUCUAGAGCGCUCCUGUGUGUGCGCGGCUCUCUGUCUCGGGCUGCCGCUGUCUCGCUGCCUCUGUGUGUGUGUGUGUGUGUGUGUGUGUGUGUGUGUGUGUGUCACGCACUCUCUUGCUCGCUGCACAGGAAAUGCACAGGGAGAGACUGAAUAUGUACAAACCGAAAGGGAACCUGGCUUGUUCGUAUACCGAGUGUGUGGUCGUGAACCGAGGCAAAAGUUUGGCGAACUUUUUGGUCGUAAACCGAGUUGUACGUGUACCGAGCCAUUCGUGAACCGGGGUUCCACUGUAUGUCAUUUUAUGCAACUUCCAGUCGUGGGGGAGCGUCAGACCUGUUGACUACCUCAUCGCUGAUUUAAACAACUGAAAAUCACUGGGUAUGUCACAUUUGACAGCAGUGCUGACUUUGCAGCACGAUCGUGCUUGCCCCUUUUUUUUUUUUGUGACAGCCUAAUGGUACUGUAUAAAGGGUUAACAGGUAUGGUGAGUUCAGCUAUAACCGCGUCCUUUGUUUUUUUCUUUUUCCAUUUUGUUGUGGUAAGUAAAACGAGACAUCAAGCAGAUAAACAUCUGUUUGUGAGGUCCAAAACCCCAUGUCCUUUAUUCUGUGCCACUGCCUUCAAUGCAUUUUACUUCUGGAUGAACAUUCAUUGGCUGCGGUGGGUUGGCACCCUGCCCAGGAUUGGUUCCUGCCUUGUGCCCUGUGUUGGCUGGGAUUGGCUCCAGCAGACCCCCGUGACCCUGUGUUCGGAUUCAGUGGGUUGGAAAAUGGUUGGUUGGUUGGUUGAACAUUCAUUGGUUGUCAUGGGAAGGCAAGGCAAAUUGCAUCGUACUCUAUUGGUUACUCGGGCUUAGCCUGCCUAUUAGGCGACUGUAUCAUGCCUCUUUUUUGCUUUUUUGACCAUUUCUUUGUAUUUUGC
This is a messenger RNA of Erpetoichthys calabaricus (reedfish), 4072 nucleotides long. RefSeq lists its product as uncharacterized. The record is from RefSeq and is a predicted model, not a curated record. The transcript is spliced from 6 exons. Lineage: Eukaryota; Metazoa; Chordata; Cladistia; Polypteriformes; Polypteridae. The coding region runs from base 89 to 880 and encodes 263 amino acids.